Antrostomus carolinensis (chuck-will's-widow) is the source of this 738-nucleotide messenger RNA. It is a transcript of the gene NOS1AP, whose product is annotated as nitric oxide synthase 1 adaptor protein. Gene Ontology annotation, molecular function: nitric-oxide synthase binding. Lineage: Eukaryota; Metazoa; Chordata; Aves; Caprimulgiformes; Caprimulgidae. The record is from RefSeq and is a predicted model, not a curated record. The transcript is spliced from 7 exons. The annotation marks the transcript as partial.
UACAUUGGGAGCCUGGAUGUGCCACGGCCAAACAGCCGGGUGGAGAUCGUGACGGCCAUGCGGCGGAUCAGGUAUGAGUUUAAAGCCAAGAACAUCAAGAAGAAGAAAGUGAGCCUCAUCGUGUCAGUGGAUGGCGUGAAGGUCAUUCUGAAGAAGAAGAAGAAGCUUCUUUUGUUGCAGAAAAAAGAGUGGGCCUGGGACGAGAACAAAAUGCUCGUCAUGCACGAUCCCAUCUACAGGAUAUUCUAUGUGUCUCAUGACUCCCAGGACCUAAAGAUCUUCAGCUACAUUGCCAGGGAUGGGUCUAGCAAUGUCUUCAGGUGCAACGUCUUCAAAUCCAAGAAGAAGAGCCAAGCCAUGCGCAUCGUCCGGACCGUGGGACAGGCGUUUGAGGUCUGCCACAAGCUGAGCCUGCAGCACACCCAGCAGAACGCCGACGGGCAGGAGGAUGGAGCGGACAUCGAUGCCGUGGAGCUGCCACUGCCCGGGGCCGACAUCCUCGACUUCAGCCGCGGCGUGACCGACCUCGACGCCGUGGGCAAGGAGGCGAGUGCCUAUGCCGACGCCAAGAGCCGCCUCCACCCUGAAGAUAUCCUGACAGCGUCACCCAAGAUGCUGCUGCCCUCAUCUGCCCAGCUGCCUGACCUGGGAAUGCCCCUCUCUGCCCACCACCAGAUGCAGCUCCUUCAGCAGCUCCUGCAGCAGCAGCAGCAGCAGACGCAAGUGGCUGUGGCACAG